Molecule: messenger RNA, 1149 nt
Organism: Dipodomys spectabilis (banner-tailed kangaroo rat)
Lineage: Eukaryota; Metazoa; Chordata; Mammalia; Rodentia; Heteromyidae
Gene: Bphl
Product: biphenyl hydrolase like
Exons: 7
Coding region: 45-923 (292 amino acids)
Source: RefSeq, a predicted model, not a curated record
GGGCACCGCGCGUGCGCACUCGUGGCGGCGCCCCGACUGGAGCUAUGGCGGCGGCAGCGCUGGGCUGUCGCGGCGCGCUGCGGCUGAAAUGGCUCCUCUCGCCGCUGAAGCCGGGCUUCCACGUACCCCGAGCUAGGCCCGCGGCCGCCUUCCGCACCACUGUGACCUCUGCCAAAGUUGCUGUGAAUGGCGUUCACCUUCAUUAUCAGCUGACAGGAGAGGGUGCUCAUGCAGUCCUGCUGCUUCCUGGGAUGCUUGGAAGCGGAGGGACUGAUUUUGCACCCCAGCUUAGCAGCCUGAAUAAGAAGCUCUUCACAGUAAUUGCCUGGGAUCCUCGAGGCUAUGGACACUCUAGACCUCCAGAUCGAGACUUCCCACUGGACUUUUUUGAAAGAGAUGCAAAAGAUGCAGUUGACUUGAUGAAGGCACUGCAAUUUGAGCAAGUUUCCCUGCUGGGCUGGAGUGAUGGUGGCAUAACCGCACUCAUUGCUGCUGCAAAGUACCCAUCUUACAUCAGCAAGAUGGUGAUUUGGGGAGCAAAUGCCUAUGUCACUGAUGAAGAUGAAAGGAUUUAUCAGGGUAUCCGAGAUGUUUCUAAAUGGAGUGAGAAAGCAAGGAAGCCCCUGGAAGUCCUGUAUGGGUAUGACUACCUAGCCAGUACCUGCGAAAAAUGGGUGGAUGGCAUAUCACAGUUUAAACAUCUGCCAGAUGGUAAUAUCUGCCGGCACUUGCUGCCCCUGGUUCAGUGCCCCACCCUAAUUGUGCAUGGCGAGAAGGACCCUCUGGUUCCACGUUUUCAUGCCGACUUCAUACAUGAGCAUGUGAAAAGGUCAAGAUUGCAUCUAAUGCCAGAAGGCAAACACAACCUGCACUUACGUUUUGCGAAAGAAUUCAACAUGUUAGUGGAAGACUUUCUACAAUGAAACUCUAUCUGAGGACUUUUGUGGACUAGAGGUUCUGUGAUGAGGGCCUUGAUCAUGUGACUCCAUCACCAAGAUACCUCAGCACUGCCCUCUGUCCUCCCAUCAUGCCUCAGUUCCCAAGAGUCCUGUCCUCCCUACAAUGUGAUCAAAUCAGGUGGGCUGCGUGACAUACGGAAAAACCUCAAGUUUUAAUGGCUCCAAAAUGAAGACUGAUUUCUUUAACAUU